AUGAUUUCUUCAAAUAUGAAGGCGGUAAAUAUUCAAGUCAUAAGAGCAGGAAAUAAAAAGGGUGAUCCUGUUGUGACUGACAUUUGUGCCUUACAAUAUUUACCGGAAGGUAAAAUCAAAUACAAACUCAGUUUCGAACACGCUUUUGCUUUGAAAGUACAAGACACCCUUCAGACUGAUUGGUCUUCAUACAACCUGUCUAUCGGGAACGCAGGUGAUGUAAUUUCCGCCAUUUCCUUACUAUCUGUUGAGGAGAUUAGUAAGAUACGGAACCUGCCAACAGUGGAGGCUGUGUCAGAGCGGGACGAUCCCUGGAUGGCCGGAUGGGUGCUGGGUAUCUAUAGAUUAAUCAGGACGACCAUUCAGAAUUACAAAACGUCCAUCGUUGAACGGAUCACGACUCAGCUCAAGGCGAUUGACCAGGGUGCUGCGGAGUCUGUAGACGUAGUCGACCAGUAUAUGGGUUGGGUCAACCAUAGGAAUUACAAUAUGCUUGUCGCAGCCUAUGACAUGUUUUUUACUCGUUUCCCUUUCCACACUUUCGCGAGUCUCCGUAUUGGUACCACCGGUACUAGAUUCCGGGACUGUGCAGGACUUAUGUCCUACGGCUAUGUUCUGGAUGUAUUAGGCAUGUCCAAGGCAACUGAUCUGAUGGAUUGGGUAUUUAUAGAGGGAGUGGGAAACGAUAUUAACGAUAAUUAUUAA
Molecule: messenger RNA, 705 nt
Organism: Arctia plantaginis
Lineage: Eukaryota; Metazoa; Arthropoda; Insecta; Lepidoptera; Erebidae
Source: the annotation of a GenBank genome assembly